This is a messenger RNA of Pectinophora gossypiella (pink bollworm), 2513 nucleotides long. RefSeq names its product probable cysteine--tRNA ligase, mitochondrial (gene CysRS-m). The record is from RefSeq and is a predicted model, not a curated record. Gene Ontology annotation, cellular component: cytoplasm. Gene Ontology annotation, molecular function: cysteine-tRNA ligase activity; ATP binding. Gene Ontology annotation, biological process: cysteinyl-tRNA aminoacylation. The transcript has a single exon. Bases 66 to 1598 code for a protein of 510 amino acids. Lineage: Eukaryota; Metazoa; Arthropoda; Insecta; Lepidoptera; Gelechiidae.
UAAUUUUGACGUUAACAAUCAGCUGUUGCUAUCGGCAUUGUUUUGUGGAAAGUUUUGAAAGAAAAAUGCGGAAAAUUCUUCCAAUAUUCAGUAGAAAAUUGUCUCACGUGUGCAACUUAAAGCCUUACAAGGAGACCAAAUGGUUGAUGCCCAUUGGGAACCCGACAGGACUAUAUGUGUACAAUUGUGUCGCCGAACAAAAGGUGCCAGUGAUUCUAAAUGAUCCCCACAUCGCGACAUGGUAUUCCUGCGGCCCUACGGUAUACGACUCGGCUCACCUCGGCCAUGCGAGCUGUUACGUGAAACUGGAUAUAGUCCAACGAAUAUUGAAAACAUUUCUCAAUAUAAAACUCGUAACUGCAAUGGGAGUCACGGAUAUCGACGACAAAAUCAUCAGAAAGGGUCUCAACACUAACACAGACUAUCGAACUGUCGCCAAACAAUAUGAACACGAAUUCUGGCUCGACAUGGCCAAGUUAAAUGUCGAGAAACCUAUGAUAAUCACUCGAGUUUCAGACCACAUUAGCAGCAUCGAAAGUUUCGUCAAAACUUUAUUAGACAAUCAACAAGCUUACGCUACCAAUGACGGCACGGUAUAUUUCGAUACUAGUAAGUUUCCUUACUAUGGGAAGCUUCAGAAAAUGCAAGACUCAAGUGAACCAAUUAGUAAACAUAAAAGAAAUAACAUGGACUUUGCUCUUUGGAAAGGUCACAAGCCAGACGAGCCAUAUUGGACGACUUCUUGGGGAAAAGGGAGGCCUGGGUGGCAUAUAGAGUGCUCUGCAAUGGUCAGCAAAGUAUUUGGUUCACAGAUUGACUUCCACGCUGGUGGCAUUGACUUGCUGUUUCCUCAUCAUGAAAACGAAGAGGCUCAGUCUUGUGCAUAUCACAACAAACGACAAUGGGCAAACUACUGGAUUCAUGUCGGCCACUUGCAUGUCAAAGGAGACGUAAAAAUGUCCAAGUCUUUGAAGAACACUGUCUCAAUACCUACCCUAUUAGAAACUUACAGCGCAGAUACAUUCCGAAUGGCUUGUCUUAUGUCAAACUACCGUUACCCAAUGGAAUUCACUGAUGAAGUAAUGAAGACUGCAGAGGAAGUCUUAAAUAAAUUCAAGUUUUUCCUAAAAGAUGCAUAUGUAUAUGUAAAUAACAAUGCUACGCAGAGUGCUGAUUACGCAGAUACAAUGCUGGACAUUUUAUGGAGAGAGGAAGAGGCAAAUUUAGAGGCUCUUAAAGCAGAUUUUGAUACUGCCACUUGCAUAAACUCACUGCUAUUUUUGAUCAGUUCCACCCACAAAAUAAUAAAAGCAGACACAGCGGAAUUUUAUCCUGUACCAAUCGUUUUGAUUGCUGAUUACAUUACGAACUUUUUGACCAAACUAGGCUUAAAACUGCAGGAUACUUCAGAGCAAAGUAUUUCGAACUCUUUGAUUGACACCCUUGUUGAGUUUAGGCAUUCGGUUAGAACAAAUGCUCUUGGCAAAAAGGACAAGGAACUAUUAAGUGCAUGUGAUGUUGUCAGGGAUAAAAUGAAGUCACUGAAAGUGCAAAUAAAUGAUAGCAAUAAAACUGCCUCAUGGGUAUUUACUAAGUAAAUACGCUAUUAUUAUAAUUUUUUUUUCACUAUUAUUAAUGAGCUGUAAAAACACUUCCACCAACCCGCAGUGGAGCAGCGUGGUGGAGUAUGCUCCAUACCCUCUCCAGUUGAUUGAGAGGAGGCCUGUGCCCAGCAGUGGGACAUAUAUAGACUAUUUAUGUUGUUAUGUUAUAUUAUUAAGUAAAACACUUGUCUAAUAGCAAUAAUUGUAACCUAAGCUAAUAGAUAUUCUUUCAUAAGUAAUAUAACUAAUGAGGUAUUAUUAUGUAGUACAAUGACAUAAUUGUUAAUCAUUUUAAAUUAAAAUUGUUACAUUUUUAAAGUUUAUUCGUAAUCUCGUCUCUCUUUUACAUUAUUUUGUAAAACAUAAAUAUAAUGUUAAAUUUAGUAUUUAGUAAGUUGUAUAAAUCGUUUUUAAUUAAUGUUCAAAUUGUUUAGUUUCAAUGUAAGAUCAUUCAUAACAGAAUACUUAACCCGUAUCAAUGAUCAAUCAAUUACAAUCAGUCACUAGCUGCCAAUGUAUUAGCGAAGCGAAGAUUCUUAUGUCGACUGCAGUUUGAUACUCGCGCAUGCGCAGUUUGUUGUUUUCUUACCACCGAGGCUUGAGCCACUCUUGGUGCUCAUGCCAGUCUCAUAGUUUAAAGUAUUUAAUGAUAAUCAAACUAUCACUUUAUAUAACAAAAGAUCAAAUAUCAUCAAAAUACUACUCUUUUACACAAAAUCUUUUUUUUCAUUCUUCUUUUUUUUCUAGUCUUUGCUUACCCCAGUGGGUAACAGGCGUGAGUUUAUGUAUGUAUGUACCACUCUUUUACGUGCAAACACUAAUUUAAGGCCUCGUUCACACAAGCAGUAUGAAAUCUCUGUCACACACAUGUAACUGGUGAAAAAUAAAACAAAUUUUAUAUGGCAAGUA